This is a messenger RNA of Mercenaria mercenaria, 1344 nucleotides long. Its product is annotated as kinase suppressor of Ras 2-like. The transcript is spliced from 12 exons. Gene Ontology annotation, molecular function: protein kinase activity; ATP binding. Gene Ontology annotation, cellular component: cytoplasm. Gene Ontology annotation, biological process: Ras protein signal transduction; protein phosphorylation. The coding region runs from base 1 to 1344 and encodes 447 amino acids. The record is from RefSeq and is a predicted model, not a curated record. Lineage: Eukaryota; Metazoa; Mollusca; Bivalvia; Venerida; Veneridae.
AUGGUGGCUAGAAACCAUGCAGAUGUAGUAAGCACAAAUAUAUCAAAUGACAGUGAUAAAACUAUUGUUGAUCUUUCAGUAGCUUUAAAGGAGUGGGACAUUCCAUAUGAAGAGUUGAUUCAAGACGACCCAAUAGGCACGGUACGUUUUGGAACUUAUAUGUAUGUGUACAGGGGUCAGUGGCAUGGUGAUGUUGCUAUUAAGAUGUUAAACAUGGACCCAGACACAGACAACGCUGCACAACUGUCUGCAUUUAAAUUAGAGGUUGCAAUGCUGAGUAAAACACGUCACGAGAAUCUGGUAUUGUUUAUGGGAGCUUGUAUGAAACCUCCUCAUCUAGCUAUAGUAACUAGUUUAUGUCGAGGCAGCAUACCGUUUACAUUGUUACAUUUGCUGUUUCAGUUUAUGUCGAGGCAGCUCACAGUUUACAUUGUUACAUUUUCUGUUUCAGUUUAUGUUGAGGCAGCUCACAGUUUACAUUGUUACAUUGACUAUUUCAGUUUAUGUCGAGGCAGCUCACAGUUUACAUUGUUACAUUUUCUGUUUAUGUCGAGGCAUCUCACAGUUUACUUUAUGUCAAGGCAGCACACUGUUUACGUAAUUACAUUUACUGUUUCAGUUUAUGUUGAGGCAACUCACAAUUUACAUUUCUACAAUUACUGUUUCAGUUUAUGUCGAGGCAGCUCACUGUUUACAUUGUUACAUGUAAGAAAAGAGAAGUUUCAAAUGAGUAAAAGUAUCAUUAUAGCGCAGCAAGUGUCACAGGGCAUGGGAUACUUGCAUGCUAAAGGCAUUGUGCAUAAGGAUUUAAAGACAAAGAACAUCUUCUUUGACAAAGAUAAAGUUGUGAUCACAGAUUUUGGUUUAUUCAAUGUUACCAAACUCUGUCAUGCUAAUAGACAUUCAGAUCGCCUACAGAUCCCACCAGGUUGGUUGUGUUAUCUCUCUCCAGAGAUCAUCAAGUCCCUGCAGGCGGGGGCAGCCUAUGCUAACACUGAACUUCCUUUCUCAGAAAUGUCGGACGUUUAUGCGUUUGGCACUGUAUGGUACGAGUUGUUAAAUGGCAACUGGCCUUUUGAUCGUCAGCCUCCAGAGAGCAUCAUAUGGCAGGAUAUGUUGCUGGUAUAUUGGUCUUUCAAUCCGGAUGACAGACCCAGUUUUAGUCAGCUGCUGAAGAUCAUGGAACGGUUACCACGGAAACCAUUUACCCGAAGUCCGUCACACCCUAUACACCUUCUUUCACGUAGUGCUGACUCACUUCAUACAUCCUGGUAUGCAUAUGCUUUAGAUACAGUGAGGCUUGAAAAAUAUGUCAAUAAUUUAGAGAUUCCUACACUUUUUUAG